Molecule: messenger RNA, 486 nt
Organism: Solanum pennellii
Lineage: Eukaryota; Viridiplantae; Streptophyta; Magnoliopsida; Solanales; Solanaceae
Exons: 1
Coding region: 1-486 (161 amino acids)
Source: RefSeq, a predicted model, not a curated record
AUGAGACUUACUACACAAGAAUUGAAUGAAUCAAUAGGAAGAGCAGAUGAUGAGUUUUUUGAGAACAUAGAGCAGUAUCAAAGCUUGGUAGGAAAAAUGUUAUAUCUCACAUUAACUAGAUCAGAUAUAGCUUUUUCAGUUCAAACACUUGGUCAGUUCCUACAGCAGUUAAAAAAAUCACACUGGGAGGCGGCAAUCAGGGAGAUGAGAUAUGUUAAAAGAGAACCAGAACUUGGGAUCUUGUUGAGCAUCCAUAAAACAAAUAAGUUGAGUGUUUUUUGUGAUGCAGACUGGGCAUCAUGCCCUAACACAAGAAGGACAGUCUCAGGUUUUUUAGUCAAGCAUAGUGAUUCCUUAAUAUCAUGGAAAUCCAAGAAGCAAAAUGUGGUCUCCAGAAGCUCGGCAGAGGCAGAGUAUAGGAGUAUGGCAAAUCCAGUGUCAAGAGGUAGUAUGGGUGACUGCGUUGAUGAAAGAGUUAGGGAGUGA